Capsella rubella is the source of this 769-nucleotide messenger RNA. Its product is annotated as VIN3-like protein 2. The record is from RefSeq and is a predicted model, not a curated record. Gene Ontology annotation, biological process: vernalization response; epigenetic regulation of gene expression. NCBI's taxonomy places the organism in Eukaryota, Viridiplantae, Streptophyta, Magnoliopsida, Brassicales, Brassicaceae. The transcript has 2 exons. The coding region runs from base 1 to 591 and encodes 196 amino acids.
AUGAAGAAACAGAAACUCAUGGACAAGCACAAGCACAAAGUAUCACUCAACCAACACAACCAGCUCGAGUACAACCAGCCCGACGAUCUCGCAGAAGAACUCCACGUAUUCAACCGAUUGAGGUUUAAACAUAUUCGUUACCUGGCUACCACGACGAAUCUUGUUAGUAACAGAAACAAUUCAGAUGCGAGUUUGCCAAUCACUCCCUUCAGGUCAGACGAAAUCAAGAACCGUCAAGCUAGAAACGAAAAAGCUGUCAACUUUAACAACGGGGAUCAUUCAGCGAACAGAGGAUCAGAGAGCGGACUAGAGCAUUGUGUGAAGGUCAUAAGACAACUCGAGUGUUCAGGACACAUUGACAAGAAUUUCAGGCAGAAGUUUUUGACUUGGUACAGUCUAAGAGCGACGUCACAAGAGAUUAGAGUUGUGAAGAUAUUCAUCGACACGUUCAUUGAUGAUCCCAUGGCUUUAGCUGAGCAGCUCACUGAUACAUUCGAGGAUCGUGUUUCGAUCAAGCGCUCAGGGAACGGUGGUAGCGGCGGUGCGUCUGCGGUUGUUCCAUCUGGAUUCUGUAUGAAGCUGUGGCAUUAGAGGAACGGGGCCUCUCUCUCAUAUAUGGGUUUAAAAAUCGUUCUUUUAUUUUAGAGCUUCUUUCUUGUCAUUUUCAAAACUUUAUUCUAAUUAUUGGGAAAUUUGCAUUAUUGGAACAUUUCCAUGCAAGAACAGUAUUCUAUUUCUUUCAUUAAAUAUAAAAAGUUAAUUACAAAUC